AUGUCGCCGCGCCGCCGUGGAUCUUCGGGCUACCGCGGCGUCCGCGAGCGCCCCUCCGGCGCCUACUACGCCGAGAUCCGGUCCGGCGACGUCCGCCUCGGCCUCGGCACGUUCGAGACCUUGCACGAGGCCGAUCGCGCGUACGAUGCGGCAACGUGGCGCCUAAGGAGGCCUCGCGCGCAGAUGAAUUUCCAGGACGUCUACACGCACGAGCAGGCGCAAGACCUCGCCCCUCCGCCUCGUCUGAUAACAGACCAGGUCCAUGAGGAGCACCGUCGACGGCAGCGCCGCCUCCUCGUCGUAGAGGAGGACGAGCGAGUCAUGACGGAGUGGCGCCGGCGCCACCCGGAGGACGUCGCCGCCGAGAACGCCUUCUGGGCGGAGAGGACGGCAAGGCAUCGCGCGGAGAGGGACGACAGGCGUCGGCGCAAGGCACUGGCUAUAUUGCAGUGCGAGGUCGUCAACAACAGUGGGACAUCGAUCUUCACUUCUGACGAUGAACGUUGGGACGACGCAUGGCUCGAUACCUCGGACAACAGCGAGAAUGACGACUCGGAGUAG
Molecule: messenger RNA, 561 nt
Organism: Hordeum vulgare subsp. vulgare (domesticated barley)
Lineage: Eukaryota; Viridiplantae; Streptophyta; Magnoliopsida; Poales; Poaceae
Product: ethylene-responsive transcription factor 3-like
Exons: 1
Coding region: 1-561 (186 amino acids)
Biological process (GO): regulation of DNA-templated transcription
Molecular function (GO): DNA-binding transcription factor activity; DNA binding
Source: RefSeq, a predicted model, not a curated record